Molecule: messenger RNA, 1824 nt
Organism: Sinocyclocheilus rhinocerous
Lineage: Eukaryota; Metazoa; Chordata; Actinopteri; Cypriniformes; Cyprinidae
Gene: slc22a21
Product: solute carrier family 22 member 21
Exons: 9
Coding region: 70-1668 (532 amino acids)
Biological process (GO): transmembrane transport
Cellular component (GO): membrane
Molecular function (GO): transmembrane transporter activity
Source: RefSeq, a predicted model, not a curated record
GUGCAUAAUCUGGCAGGGCGCACAUUUCGGCACUACACCGGACUGAAGCCACUGAAAGCUUUGACUGCCAUGAUCUCCCCAGACUACGAUGACAGCACCGCGUUCCUGGGAGACUGGGGCCCUUUUCAAAGGACAGUCUUCGCUCUCUUGUGUUUGAGCAUGAUUCCGAAUGGCUUCACGGGUUUAUCCAUGGUUUUCAUGGGCGACACACCCGCUCAUCGCUGUCUCAUCCCCGCAGCUCUGAAUAUCACGGACGAAUGGAGAAACGCGUCUAUUCCUCUGGAGGAGGACGAGGAGAACCGGGAUUCUCGGUUCAGUAAAUGUUCAAGACACCGAAUGGACGUCGUGAAAAACUAUUCGGACCGAGGUUUGCUCCCGUGGGUGGAUGUGAAUGUCUCGGAUAUUCCUCAAGAAGGCUGUCUGGACGGCUGGGAGUAUGAUACAGGAACAUACAUCUCCACGAUCGUUUCAGAGUGGGAUCUGGUGUGUUCAGAUAACUGGAGGGCUCCGUUGACGACCUCACUCUUCUUCUGUGGUGUUUUGACUGGUUCUGUGAUCUCUGGACAGAUGUCUGACAGGUUUGGUAGGAAAAAAGUGCUGUUUGUUACCAUGGGGAUUCAGACAGUAUUUACCUUCAUUCAAGUCUUCUCCCCAUCUUGGCUGAUUUUUUGUUUGUUGUUUUUCAUUGUUGGAAUGGGCCAAAUAUCAAACUAUGUGGCAGGAUUUGUUUUAGGAAUGGAAAUAUUUAGCCCAUCCGUUCGUGACAUCUACGCCACUCUUGGCGUGUGCCUUUUCUUUUCAAUCGGGUACAUGAUGCUUCCGUUGGCUGCCUACUUCUUGCGAGACUGGAGAAUGCUGCUAUUGGUCUUCACCAUUCCUGGUAUCUUCUGCAUGCUGCUUUGGUGGUUUAUUCCAGAGUCUCCACGAUGGCUGCUGUCUCAGGGGAGGGUCGUUGAGGCCGAGGCCAUUGUGAGAAAGGCUGCCCAGAUGAAUGGGGUAAAUGCCCCUGAUGUCGUUUUCCCCCUAAAUCAGACAAGGGAAAAUGCUGGAAGGUUGCGGACCUACAGUCUCUGCGACCUGGUGAAGUCCAGCAACGUCAGCUGCAUAACCAUCCUGCUGUGCCUGGUCUGGUUUUCCGUUUCAGUUGGAUAUUGUGCCUUGUCUCUGAACACGUCCAGUCUGCAUGGGAACAUCUACCUGAACUGCUUCUUGUCAGCAGCUGUGGAAGUGCCUGCCCUCAUCAUGGCCUGGCUGAUGCUCCGCCGCUGGCCUAGACGUCUCUGCUUGUCUUCCACCCUGUCAUUAGGAGGACUGGUUCUUCUCUUCAUACAACUCAUACCACAACAUAUGAAUUAUGUUGCCUUUUCACUGGUGAUGCUGGGAAAGUUUGGUCUGUCGGCAGCAUUCUCAAUCCUUUACCCCGCUACUGCGGAGCUUUACCCCACUGUACUGAGGAACACGGCUUUAGGAACCUGCUCAAUGGCGUCCAGAGUCGGCAGCAUAUUGGCACCGUACUUCAUCUACUUAGGAAGUUAUUACAGAUCUUUGCCUUACAUUUUAAUCGGCAGUGUGAACAUUCUCUCCGGGUUACUCAGUCUUCUGCUUCCAGAGAGUCUAGGAUCACCUUUACCAGAGACUAUCAGUCACAUGCAGACAGUAGUUGGGUAAGAGCAGCGCCCUCUGCUGUUUGCUGUAGCAUUAGCAGUACUCUAUGCAAUGGGCCAAAUUUACUAAAAGUUUACAUUUGGUAUAGUCUUAAUUUCAUCAACAAAGACGACGACGAAAAAUAUUAAUUAACGAACAUUUUUUCUGUGACUAAGACAA